AUGGACCUGUUUCGGUCCGAGGAAAUGCAGCUGAUGCAGCUCAUUAUUCCCGCGGAAGCGGCGCAUGACACUAUUUCUUAUCUCGGAGAGCUCGGCCUUGUCCAGUUUAAAGAUAUGAACCCGGACAAGAGCCCGUUUCAACGAACAUAUGCGAACCAAGUCAAGCGAUGUGGCGAGAUGUCUCGCAAGCUGCGGUAUUUGAAAGAGCAGUCGCUGAAGGCUGGGAUUCUCCCCACCCAACCGCGGACGCUCGACAAGGAUCUCGACCUGGAUGAUCUCGAGCUGAAGCUGAACGAUCUGGAGGCGGAGCUACUGGAGAUCAACGGCAAUGCGGAGAAGCUGCUCAAGACGCGCAAUGAGCUCACGGAGCUCAAGCUCGUCCUGGAAAAGGCGGGGUCGUUCUUCGCGAGCGCGCAGAUGGGCGCGGCGGACUACCAGCGGGAGAUCGUGCGCGUGUCGUCCAUCCGCGAGAGCUCAUCCAUGGACAGCCCGCUCCUGCUCGAGCAGGAGAUGGCGUCGGAUUCGAGCAAGCGGCUGGGGUUUGUGACGGGGCUGGUGCCGCUGAGCAAAGUACUCACGUUCGAGCGGCUGCUGUUCCGCGCCACGCGCGGCAACAUGUUUCUGAAGCAGGAGGUCGUGGACGAGCCCGUGCUCGACCCCGCCACCGGCGAAGAGGUGGAGAAGGUGGUGUUCGUGGUGUUCUUCUCGGGCGACCGCGCGCGCACUAAGAUCAUGCGCAUCUGCGAGGCCUUCGGCGCCAACCGCUACCCCUUCCCGGAGGAGCCCGCGCGCCAGCGCCAGAUGCUCGCUGAGGUGCGGGGGCGGCUGGGGGAGCUGCAGACGGCGAUAGACGCGGGCAACCGCCACCGAGACAACGUGCUCAACAGCAUCAGCGUCUACAUCGACCGCUGGACCUUGCUGGUGCGCAAUGAGAAGGCGGUGUACCACGUGCUCAACCAGCUCUCCAUCGACGUCACGCGCAAGUGCCUUGUCGCUGAGGCCUGGUGCCCCACCUCCGCACUCGUCAAGGUGCAGGAGGCGUUGGAGCGGGGCAUGGCGGCGAGCAACGCGGCAGUGAGCACCAUCUUCCACACACUGCGCGCCAGAGAGGCGCCACCCACCUUCUUCCGCACCAACAAGUUCACCUCCGCCUUUCAGGCCAUCGUUGACGCCUACGGAGUGGCGCGGUACCAAGAGGCGAAUCCGGGCGUGUUCUCCAUCAUGACGUUCCCCUUCCUCUUCGCCAUCAUGUUUGGCGACUGGGGCCACGGCGCCCUCAUGCUGCUCGCCGCGCUUUGGCUUGUGCUCAACGAGAAGAAGCUCGGCUCCCAGAAGCUGGACGACAUAACGGAGAUGGCGUUUGGGGGGCGCUACGUGAUUCUGCUCAUGUCCAUCUUCUCCAUCUACACCGGCUUCAUCUACAACGAGUUCUUCUCCCUCGCCUUUGACUUCUCUCUCUUUGGCGGCACCGCCUACCACUGCCGCACGCCCGACUGCCAUGACUCGGGCACAGCAGGGCUGGUGAAGGACGGGGCGACGUACCUGUUUGGUGUGGACCCGGCGUGGAAGGGGUCGCGCACGGAGCUGCCGUUCCUCAACUCGCUCAAGAUGAAGAUGAGCAUCAUCCUCGGCGUCACGCAGAUGUUUGCCGGCAUCAUCCUCUCCUUCUUCAACGCGCAGUUCUUCAAGAAACCCCUCAACAUCUGGUACGAGUUCAUCCCGCAGAUGCUCUUUCUGGGCUCGCUCUUCGGCUACCUCUCCAUGCUCAUCAUCCUCAAGUGGAUCACCGGCUCCCAGGCGGACCUAUACCACGUGAUGAUCUACAUGUUCCUCAACCCCGUUGAGCCGCUGGGGGAUAACGAGCUGUUCUACGGCCAGGGCACCGUGCAGAUCGUGCUGCUCUUCAUCGCACUCGUGUCGGUGCCGUGGAUGCUGCUGCCCAAGCCCCUCAUCCUGCGCGCCCAGCACAUCCAGAAGAUGGCAGGGCGUACGUACCACGCGCUGCCAGGCAGCGAGGGCGAGGCGGGGGCGAACGGGGAGGAGGAGGGCGAGGAGGAGGAUGAGUUUGAGUUUGGGGAGGUGAUGGUGCAUCAGAUGAUUCACUGCAUUGAGUUUGUGCUUGGGGCUGUCUCCAAUACUGCCUCCUACCUCCGUCUCUGGGCGCUCAGUCUGGCACACGCGCAGCUCUCAGCGGUCUUCUACGAGCGAGUCUUGGAACCCGCCCUCGCCUCUGGCAACGUGAUUGCCAUUCUGAUAGGGUCGCUGGUGUUUGCAGCAGCCACAGUGGGCGUGCUGCUGCUCAUGGAGACGCUCAGUGCCUUCCUGCACGCGCUCAGGCUGCACUGGGUGGAGUUUAUGAACAAGUUCUAUGUCGGCGACGGGUACCAGUUCGUGCCGUUUUCCUUCGCCGCUCUGCCUGAUGAGGAGGAUUAG
Messenger RNA from Closterium sp. Yama58-4, 2433 nucleotides. Lineage: Eukaryota; Viridiplantae; Streptophyta; Zygnematophyceae; Desmidiales; Closteriaceae. The record is from the annotation of a GenBank genome assembly.